Molecule: messenger RNA, 1447 nt
Organism: Leguminivora glycinivorella
Lineage: Eukaryota; Metazoa; Arthropoda; Insecta; Lepidoptera; Tortricidae
Gene: WDR79
Product: telomerase Cajal body protein 1 homolog
Exons: 5
Coding region: 115-1419 (434 amino acids)
Biological process (GO): Cajal body organization
Cellular component (GO): Cajal body
Molecular function (GO): RNA binding; protein binding
Source: RefSeq, a predicted model, not a curated record
CCGUCAAACCAUAUGGCUCUUGGCUAGGCUGUGUGUGAUUUCUGUUUAUUUUUUUGCACAAUUAAAUUAAAAUGCUCAAUAAUUCGCUAUAAAAAGUCAUAUUUGUUAUUUAUAAUGGAUGAAUCAUCAAUGGAAACUGUCGCUUUCGAGACUAUUAAUAAAGAAGUUACAAAUGAAUUACUACCGGAAUCCUUAAACGCCGGCGUCGAAGAAGUUUUAUUUCAGUAUCCCACGUUAUUUGGCGGUAAAACUUUGCUGGAAUUAUGCAACUCUUCUUGGUCAAGUUCUCCAAAAGCCAGAGUGGACCUGCAGCCGUACCUGCGAGGCUGUAAAUGGUCUCCUGAUGGUACUUGCUGUUUAUCUGUGGUGAAUAACGACGGAGUUCAUGUUACUGAACUGCCUAGGGAUUUAUAUAUGGAAUCGGCGGGUCCUGAUCGGACAAUAGAUGUGUUGGAUUCCGUGAUACAUGUUAAGGAGGCAGGAUUGGUUUAUGAUUUUUGUUGGUAUCCAAGUAUGAACAGCAGUAUACCUGAAACCUGUUGCUGGCUGACAACAAGACAGAACGCCCCAGUUCAGAUGUGGGAUGCAUUUGACGGUUCCCUACGGUGCUCAUACAGAGGCUUCAAUCCUGUGGAUGAGAUGGAGCCAGCUGUCACUGUGGCAUUUACCCCGGAUGGUACCAGGAUUGUAGCAGGGUACAAGAAAGUGAUCAGGACUUUUGAUGUGGAAAGACCAGGCAGGGAUUCUGCCGAGCACAAGAUCACAUUCCCCGCUUCCUGUUUCGCUAUGGACAGUAACAUGCUAGCUAUUGGGUCUUGGAACACCACAAUAAACCUCUUCAAUGUCAAUGAAAUGGGAGGAUACAAGAGCAUUGGGAAAAUGCACGGUCAUUCAGGUGGAAUAACGCACAUGAAAUUCACACCAGACGGCCUGAAACUCGUCUCAGGCGCUCGCAAAGACCACAGACUGCUAGUCUGGGACAUAAGAUACUACCGCAGACCCCUGAACAUCCUGAGCCGAGUCGUCGACACAAACCAGAGGGUAUACUUUGAUAUAUCACCGUGUGGGAGGUAUCUAGUCACCGGGGGCACUGAUGGGAUAUUGAAGGUUUGGGCUGUUGAUGCUGUGGAUUGGAAGAAUGGUUUAGAUGCUACGGAUGUAGAAGGAGAUAAUGCUACUUAUAAGUUUCCUCUCCACAAAGAUUGCUGCAACAGCGUAUCCAUCCAUCCCUUCAGACCCAUAUUAGCCACCGGGUCGGGCCAAUACCACUUUAAAGACCCUAUCCAAGAUACAAGUGAAAUCAAUGGACAAGUUGAAAGUGAAAGUGUAACCAGUGAAGAUCUAAAAUAUUCGAGCCAUGCUGAGAACAGUUUAGUGUUCUGGUGGGUUGGUGAUGUACCUGAAUUAAGUUUAAGUUGAAUUUAAGUUAAUUUUAAAUAAAUUUUGU